This is a messenger RNA of Mollisia scopiformis, 2136 nucleotides long. RefSeq lists its product as uncharacterized. The transcript has 2 exons. Gene Ontology annotation, molecular function: sequence-specific DNA binding; DNA-binding transcription factor activity. The record is from RefSeq and is a predicted model, not a curated record. Gene Ontology annotation, biological process: regulation of DNA-templated transcription. Bases 1 to 2136 code for a protein of 711 amino acids. NCBI's taxonomy places the organism in Eukaryota, Fungi, Ascomycota, Leotiomycetes, Helotiales, Mollisiaceae.
AUGCCUCCUAUCAACCCCAGGAAAAGACCUGCGCCAGGAUCAUCUCCCGCCUUCCAGACCUCACAAAUGCCCCAGUCAUAUACUGCAGCCAGCCAGGUGUCGAAUCCCGAGCUUUUGAGGUGGAAUCAGCAACCCGACAACGCAGCCUACCCAGACCCGGCCUUCAAUAUGAAUAAUUACAGCACGAAUGGGUUGUCGCAAGCUCCCUUUGAUCAGUCUAUCCCAGCAUCGUCAACUCAACUCGCACGCCGGCCAAUCAACCGUCAGCUUGUUCCAACAGGUCAACGAGGGACAUUUGAAACCUCCGAUACUUCUUGGGCCCAGUUCGGAGAAGAUCCUAUGUUGGAUACAACACAUGUCAAUGGUGCGCUGGAAGAGAAUGAUAACAUUGAGCUGCUCGAAGAGCGCGCCCAGUUGGCGAAGAGAGAUGCGCAAUCGAAGCGAAAACAAAUCCCUCCGUUUGUGCAGAAACUAAGCAGCUUUCUCGACAAGUCCGAAAACACAGAUCUCAUACGAUGGUCCGAUCGAGGCGACUCGUUUGUUGUACUGGACGAGGACGAGUUUGCGAAGACCUUGAUACCUGAGUUAUUCAAGCACAACAAUUAUGCAUCUUUCGUCCGACAACUGAACAUGUAUGGAUUCCAUAAGCGGGUGGGGCUGUCAGACAAUUCGAUGAAAGCCAGUGAGCGGAAGAAUAAGAGUCCCAGCGAAUACUACAAUCCCUACUUCAAGCGCGGACAUCCCAACCUAUUGUGGCUGAUCAACAAGCCAAAGGGUGGUGGUAACAAGGGCAAGAAGUCCAGAGUGAAAAAUGAGGAUGAUGGAGACAGUGAUGAUGAUGGAAAGGAUGUCGAGGAGGUCUACGGAAACAAUGUCCAGGCAUCCCGAGCGCUUUCUGCAGCACCAGAGUCUGGCCCUCUGCAGCGAAGAGAUGUUGCAAUACUUCAAAACCAACUCGCAGAGAUCCAGAAGCAACAAGGCGCUAUCACCAAUGCCAUACAACGAUUACGGAAAGAUCACAAUCAAUUAUACCAACAGUCUAUAGCUUUCCAGAACCUCCACGAUCGACACGAAAACUCCAUCAAUGCCAUCCUCACCUUCCUCGCAACAGUAUACAACAGGAGCUUGGACGGUCAGGGGCCCCAGAACAUUGCGCAGAUGUUCAAUGCUGGUAUACCUCACGCCGAGCAACAACAUCAGGGAAGCGUGGUAGAUAUUGGAGAUGUCACAAACCAACCACAACAGAAUCCAGGGAGCAUGAGUCCAAGUCCGCAUCGAAGAACUCAGCGCUUACUCAUGGCACCUCCAAGUGCUGGAGGACGAGCUACAACUGCCUCCCCAGCUGCUUCGACUCCACAAACACAAGGCUACUCAAAUACGCCUCAGCCAGUGAUAGAGGAGCUCUUCGACACCUCUCCCGCGGAUACGACUCAGAUGACUCCCGAUCCUCCUCGUCAACCUCAGCACAAUAUGAUGAUGAACAUUAUCAACAAUACAAACUCCCAAAGUCGAACCAACAAUGGGGCCAUGGAAUUCCCGGAAAUGCUGUCCCACUUCGAAAACUCCAAUGGCAACUCUCCUCUCACUUCCGAACAGCGCAAUACAAUGCUCAACAUGAUGGCCAGUACCUCCUCUGCGGCAGGCAACAACAAUGCUCUUGUCAGCCCCAUCCCUCCGCAGCCUCCUAGCUUGGAAGACCUUGGUUACACAGCGCAGGAAAUCGAAGAGUUGAAUCGGCUCCAGGCUGAGCAAGAAGCACGCAUACAAGACAUCAAAAAUGUAGUUGUGCCGCUCAGUCCUUCUGGUCGCAUUCCUGGGCUCGACAACGAAGACUAUUUCAACGGAACCGAGUCAUCUGACCCCAAUGCUGCGAACCUCGAUCUCGAUCAAUAUCUUGACAACAGCGCUUUCUAUACUGGAAGCAGUCCUGCACCUCAUGGCGACUAUUCAUUCGAUACUUUUGGCGAGCCUCCUGUUGGAGAUAGUCAUUUCGACCUUGGCAUGGACGGUACAAAUGACGGAGGACGAGUUGAGACAACAAAUAAUAGCGAAGCUGCGACUCCAGAAGAUGUUAUGGCCAGUCCCGAAGCCACGAACGGGUUGCGUAGUCCCACCAAGAGGCGAAGAAAGAAUUGA